This is a messenger RNA of Closterium sp. Naga37s-1, 1566 nucleotides long. The record is from the annotation of a GenBank genome assembly. Lineage: Eukaryota; Viridiplantae; Streptophyta; Zygnematophyceae; Desmidiales; Closteriaceae.
AUGACCCAGCCGGAACCCGGCAAAAGCGCGACGCCGACGUCAGUAAACGCGGCCGCACCGACACCCGGUGCAGCUGUGGUCGAUGUGGCGGCGGAGAAGGGUGUGCGUGCAGCGCUAGCCACCGGCGGCCGAGCCGCCAAAGACGCCGACAUCGCUGCCAUCCAGGCCCAUUUUGAAGCACCAAAACGCAUUGAGCACGCCCCUGCUCUGGCCAUCAUGGACACUGCGCAUGUGGAGCCGUCGGCGACUCACGGAGGGAGUUCGGCGGAGCCGACGACUGCAACGGAUGCUGUCGCCGAGAGAAAUGCGGGACGGAAGGGGAAAGAUGACACUGGGAAAGGGAAGGCGUUCGCUCAGAGGAGAACGCAGGCGAUGUCGGCGGGGAAGGAGAUGUCGGACGAGAAAGGAAAGAAGGCGGAAGGGAAUCAGGACAAGACGGGCGGCAAGGGUAAGUCGGCAAAGAAGAAGGAGAAGGCGGAGGAGGAGGACGAGGCGGUCGGCGAGGGAAAGAAGGAGCAUGGACGAAGGGGUCAUGGCAUCCGCCACGACAAGUCGGGCGACGGGCUAGGUUGGGUGGGCGAGAUAAAGGUAAACGGCGAGAAUCGAUACAUAGGCAAGUCGAGAGACAAGAUGGAGCUGGCCUAUGAGCACUCGAUUGCGUACGUCGUCUACGAUGGCUACGUGAGCAAGGUGCUCAUGGACGAGCUCACCGUCUUGAAUCCAGGGGAGUUGGAGAAAUGGAAGGAGGUGUGGGAGGAGGUCAAGUUCUUGCCGACUGGGAUGUGGACGGUGAUGUGGGCCAGAGGCUUGUGCCAUCCAAAAGCAAGGAUCGACGAUAUACUCGGCAGGUACCGUGGGUACACGAGUUCGGGUGAUGCGCUUCACGACGUGCUCUUGCCGGCGAUCUGGUUCCCCAUCGUUCAAGACACGAAGGAAGGCCAGGCGGAGACGGACGAUGUCAUGUCGGCAAUGAUAAAUCGCGUGUCAAUGUGCGCGGCGUUUGGGAAGGUCGCAGCGAGCGCGGCGAGGAAGGCGGGAGAGUCGGAUGAGAAGACGGAGAUGGCGGCCCAGGCGUUAGCGGCCUCCGCUUGCGCCGUCUGGUGCUUCGUGGAGGCGGGGGCGUCGGUGCUCGGUGCUGUGGGCGAAGGGAAGGCGGCGGCGAUGGUGGCAGGUGUGGGUGAGAAGACGGCUAAGGCCUUCAGGAAGGUGAUGCACGCGGUGAUCGACAUAGCGUCCAAUAGGCAGCCACCCGCAGGGGAGGUUGCACAGAACAUCGCACCGGCGCUGCAAGGUCAUGCAGUAGACAGGGCCUUCAAGGAAGGAGUUGUGGGAGUCGAGGCCGACAUGAUCGCUAGAGCGACGGUCGAGACCUUGGCGUUCUGGGGAAUGUGCCCCGUCGCCGGGCCCAACCUCAAAAAGCACGGCAUCGAUGUGCCGUGUGACGCGCAGAUGGACUACGAUAUAGAGCACAGGGGGAGGAAGGGGGAGAAGGUCAAGCAGGGCAAGGGCAACAAGAGGAAGAAGAGGCAGACGGGCAAGCAGGGCAUGGACAGUACGGAGGCGUAG